Molecule: messenger RNA, 961 nt
Organism: Anoplopoma fimbria (sablefish)
Lineage: Eukaryota; Metazoa; Chordata; Actinopteri; Perciformes; Anoplopomatidae
Gene: enoph1
Product: enolase-phosphatase 1
Exons: 6
Coding region: 48-878 (276 amino acids)
Molecular function (GO): acireductone synthase activity; magnesium ion binding
Source: RefSeq, a predicted model, not a curated record
GCUCAGUGGCCGCAGCGCGAACUGACAGCUCUGAAACAUGUGUGCUAAUGCUAACCUCUGCUAACCAGCUGCAGAGUCUCCUCACAACAAAAAUGGCCACUGUUUCAGUUCCUGCUUGUACCAGUGCACUCUUGCUGGAUAUCGAAGGAACAACAACACCUAUUACAUUUGUAAAGGAUAUCUUAUUUCCGUACAUCAGGGAGCAUCUGGAGGAGUACUUGUCUAAUCACUGGGAGGAGGACGAGUGCAAACAAGAUGUUCAUCUGCUAAAGAAACAGAUAGAAGAGGACAUGAGACAGAACCGGUCAUGCCCCGUCCACUUUGUGGACCAGACGGUCCACACAGACGAGGAGAAGGCCAUUAGGGAAGUAAUGGAUAAUGUGCUGUGGCAGAUGGCAGCAGACAGGAAGUCGACAGCACUCAAACAGCUCCAGGGUCACAUGUGGAGGGCGGCGUAUUCUUCUGGGAGAAUCAAAGGCGAGCUCUACCAGGAUGUAACUCCAUCCAUCAGACGGUGGAGAGGUCACGGACUAAAAGUGUUCAUUUACUCGUCUGGAAGCGUGGAGGCUCAGAAACUUCUGUUUGGAUACUCUGUCGAAGGAGAUGUUUUAGAUUUAUUAGAUGGUCACUUUGACACCAGUAUAGGAGCUAAAGUGGAAUGCAAAAGCUACGAGAGAAUCGCUGAGAGGAUCGGCUGUCAACCCGAGGAAAUCACAUUCUUGACCGACGUCACUCGAGAGGCUAAAGCAGCGGAGGAAGCCGGCAUGAACGUGGUGGUGGUGGUCCGGUCCGGAAACAUGGAUCUGACGGAUGACGAGAGGGCCCACUAUAACCUGGUCACGUCCUUUAGCAUGCUGGAACUGACGGGUCGUGUUUAACACGGAGGAAGACGGGGAGAACUUCUCUGACUUCAUCUCACAAACGACCCGCUCCUUCUCCUCUUUGCCCUCCUCCCCCCCCC